Molecule: messenger RNA, 545 nt
Organism: Perca fluviatilis (European perch)
Lineage: Eukaryota; Metazoa; Chordata; Actinopteri; Perciformes; Percidae
Product: histone H3
Exons: 1
Coding region: 28-438 (136 amino acids)
Cellular component (GO): nucleosome
Molecular function (GO): structural constituent of chromatin; protein heterodimerization activity; DNA binding
Source: RefSeq, a predicted model, not a curated record
GCUGUGAACACGAGAAAAAAAGCUAAAAUGGCCAGAACCAAGCAGACCGCGCGUAAAUCCACCGGAGGAAAAGCUCCCAGGAAGCAGCUGGCCACCAAGGCUGCCCGUAAGAGCGCCCCAGCCACCGGCGGAGUGAAGAAACCUCACCGUUACAGGCCCGGUACCGUGGCUCUGAGAGAGAUCCGUCGCUACCAGAAGUCCACCGAGCUGCUGAUCCGCAAGCUGCCCUUCCAGCGCCUGGUGAGGGAGAUCGCUCAGGACUUCAAGACCGACCUGCGCUUCCAGAGCUCCGCCGUCAUGGCUCUGCAGGAGGCCAGCGAGGCUUACCUGGUCGGUCUGUUCGAGGACACCAACCUGUGCGCCAUCCACGCCAAGAGGGUCACCAUCAUGCCCAAAGACAUCCAGCUGGCCCGUCGUAUCCGCGGAGAGAGGGCUUAAACUCACCUUAGGCUACUGCUCUAAACAACACAACGGCUCUUUUAAGAGCCACAUACAAACCUUAACAGAGCAACAGUCCUGAAACCAUUGUGUCCCACGUGUUCAUA